Funneliformis geosporum is the source of this 609-nucleotide messenger RNA. Lineage: Eukaryota; Fungi; Glomeromycota; Glomeromycetes; Glomerales; Glomeraceae. The record is from the annotation of a GenBank genome assembly.
AUGUCCAUUCUGUUCUCCUUAUAUAUUUCAAAUAUUUUCGCGCAAAUAAAUUGUCAACUAGAUGAUUCAUGUACACCAUGUAAAAGCAAUUUUACACAUCCUAAUCCUGGAGAAAUUGUCACUAUUCAAUUUGAUGCUACAGAGGCAACAUGUUACUGUAAUCUAAUGAUUUAUCAUCAGUUGGAAGCUUGUUCAACUUGUAUCAAAAAUAGUGGAGAAAAUAUAGAUGUACGAUUGGAUGACUUGAUAGAAUAUCAAAAUACUUGUGCGGAUCUGGGUGUUGAAUUUACUGAUUCCCCACAAAUCGACGAAACAACUUCAGCUAGCAACUCAUAUAUUAUCAUGAAAGGUGUAAUUAUUUUUAUAUCCUUGUUAAAUGGUUUAGCAUGGUCAUUAAUAUUUUAUCGUUACUAUUCAAAAAGAAGAUUUAAAAUUGAUAAUGCCGUUUCCCCAAUAGUUUAUACAAAAUCAAUUUCAAAUCCUCAAUAUUUCGUAAAACAGGUUGGGCCUGCUGCUGGCCCAAUUUGGCAAGAUUAUAUGCAAACUUCAAUUAAUAAUGCUUUAAGUUCUAAAAACUCACUAUCAUUGAAUUGUAAAAAUUUAAACUAA